Messenger RNA from Mesorhabditis belari, 1215 nucleotides. Lineage: Eukaryota; Metazoa; Nematoda; Chromadorea; Rhabditida; Rhabditidae. The record is from the annotation of a GenBank genome assembly.
AUGGGAGAUCAAGGGCAUUUCCAAAGAUCGCCUUACAACACCCCGCAUCAACGGCUGUCGUCAAGUAGCUCGAUCGGUUCACAGCAAAGCUUUCCCGGAGAGGAAUCGCCUCAAGAUUAUCAAACCAUGCAACCGGUCACCCUCAAUAAUCAAAUGCCAUUACGAGACGAGAUGAACAAUCUGCACCUCUUGCGCGCGCACUCACAGUCAAGUCUCAGCGGAAGUGACUCUUUCGAUGUUUAUCCAGAUUUCGACGACAUGUCCGGCUUUGAAUACACUGAACCACAGGCUCCUCUCAUUGGAGAUCCAAACGUGCUACGGAAUCAACAAAACAAUCCAAACUAUCAACCGGACCACUACGCCACAGACUACGAAGUCAAUCAACCACAAAUGCACCAAAUGACCCCAAAUGAUCAAAAUGAAGGCUACAAUGAAGAUGAACGAUUUGAAUCGACUCUCACUCACGCUAGCGCCAACAACGCACAAGGCUACUAUGAAGAUGACCGAUUUGAAUCAACUCUCACUCAUGCUAGCGCCAACAACGCACCAGCUGUAACCACUCACCCACAACAGACUCCAAUGAUGGUCUAUUCGAAUCUUGCGAGUCAGGAGCCACAACCUGAAUAUUACUAUCAAGCUCCUCACUACAGUAUGAGUGCUGAAGAUUACAGUAACCAAGGUGCCGGAGACGAGAGUGACACGAGUCAACGCAGUAUUCGGCGUGGAAGAACGAGUCGCUCUGCGAAUCGGCCAUACGAUCGGGCGGCGUCACGCAGCACCAGCCGAAACAGCAAUCACAGUCAAAGUAGCUUAAAUCAGAGUCAACCUGCGGGUAGAGGUCGCCCUGCUCUCUACAAAAUCGAUUUAAACAAUCUCACCGAGUCACAAAUGAAGUCUAAGAAAGAGAUCGAGGAUGGCGAAGUUUACCGGAAUAAAGCUACCGAAAACGAGAAAUGCGUCUAUCUCUUGAAUCGGCUAAAAAACAUUGAAGCUACGCGAAACAGUCGUUCAAAUAAGAAUAUUAUGCUGAGAGAUGUUCUGAAUUUUGGUGAAGAACUUUAUCAUGCUGCUCAGCACGUGCGGCAAACAAUUCCUGGAGUUGAAAACGUUGAAAGUUUACUGGAAAAGAUUGAACGUUGGGAAAUUGUUAAUAAGAUCUAUUUUGUUGAAAAGGUCAACGAUCUUACGCCGAAACUCAAUGAAGACAACGAUCUG